UAGUUACCGCGUGCCUUAAUUUUUUUUUCUUGCUAAACUUGCUAAACCACCAUUUUGGCCCUUCGAAAAUUUUCCCAAAUUGCAUGUUGUUUUAUUUGCUUUAGCUGAAAGGUAAGGAGUACGUAGUUACGUAUCGUUGGCCACAUGUAGCUUUUUUAGUUUUUCCCUUCUUCUAGGCAUUCCCCUUUGUUUCUUUCCUCCCACGUGCCGUACCUAAACCAGCCAGGAACUGUCUCGUGGGAAACGGUUGUAACUAUGACAAAGGGCUUUGCCUGCUUCCUCCCCCCCCCCUGGUCAUCACGACAGAAAUACCUAUAAUAACUCCAUAUCCUCUUUCCAUUCCCGUGAAAACACGUUUGCUUUUUGACCCUUAUCCUUAAAUACCUACCUAGUAACAAAGGCGUAAAACCCAUAUUACUCGCGUAACCUACAUAUCUCGCUGCUAAACAUCCAAUACCUUGAUACUUGCCUACCUACUCAUCACCGCCCACCAUGCCCAACUUCACCAUCACCGAGCCCCACCCCACCGUCCACCAGAACGCAUACGUGCACUCGGGCCGCGGCGGCGCAGGCAACUACUUCCGCGCGCCCGCCACCACGCCGCCCUCCGGCAUCCCCACGCAGCCCCUGACCAGCACCACCACGCUCAAACCCUCCCCCUCCACCACCACCACCUCCGCGUCAUCAUCGCGAUACCACUCAGGCCGCGGCGGAGCCGGCAACGCGCACGUGUCCUCCGCGAAGCCGGUCCUCUCGUUCGACGAGGAGUUCGCGCACCAGACGAACAUCGAGCAGAAGCCCGUCGGGUACGUGGGGCGCGGCGGCGCGGGAAACGUGUACGGCGCCGGCAGCGGCGACAACAACAGCAACAACAACGGGACCCGCAAAAGCAGCGAUGCGUCGAGCCAGCACAGCGCCAGCAGCGCCGGCAGCCUGACGAACAUCUGGAGCCGCCUGAGCCACCACCGCCGCUGAGAAGCCUGGGAGCCCGUGAUGGGGCGGGCGGCUAAACGGCCAAUGGCCAAUCAUCAAACGAUCAUCAUCCUGAACGAUGACAAACGCACUCCGUAUUAUAUCAUGAUUUGACACAUCAUCUUCUUCUUCUUCUCCACCCCUAUUUUUUUUUUUUUUUUUUUUUACUUUUUGCUUUUUUGAGGGUUUGCAGCCACUGGGUUUAUACAGACAGCACGGCGCAUCGGAGUUGUUCAUGGGGCUUCUCAUAGGUAACUACUUACGCCUAGUUAUGUAUAUGAGUCGAAAGAAUCGGAAAAGCAAAAAGACACAUAAAAAAAAAAAACUUUUGAAGUAGUAGUUCUCUACCUUAGGUACUCAGGAGAUCAAAAGAGUUUCGGGGCCUCAGAAGCAAACCAACCAGAGCGACAGAGAUAACUAGGUUAGAGAGUUGGGGAAACCCCCAAAUCAGGUCUCGACGCGCCC
Hypoxylon fragiforme is the source of this 1437-nucleotide messenger RNA. RefSeq lists its product as uncharacterized. NCBI's taxonomy places the organism in Eukaryota, Fungi, Ascomycota, Sordariomycetes, Xylariales, Hypoxylaceae. The transcript has a single exon. Bases 493 to 975 code for a protein of 160 amino acids. The record is from RefSeq and is a predicted model, not a curated record.